CAAACCGAGUUCGUCAUUUUAGAUUUGAGAAAGAAUCCAGCUGCACUUUGCUACACCGAACAAUAAGUUAUUUGUUGCAGGCCGAGACCAAUAAGAAGAGUGUACGUCAUCUCAGAUAAGAAGAGUUUAAUCUUACUGCAUAAAAAUGUCAGAUGUUGGGACGGCAGAUAAUAUUUGGGGUGUUGUAUUGGCUCGAGCAAAUAAAGUAUUUUUUGUUUGGCACCUGCUUUGGUUCUGAGUUUUUAUUAUGGAGAUUCAAGACUUUUUGCCACUACACUAUCAAGUAAACUACAAAAUAAUGGAUACAUUUUAGCACUACACUAUCUAGGCUACUUAACAGAAAUAACUGCAACAUUAAAAAAAAUUACCGCAAAGCGCGCAUGCGUCAACAUCCAGGAGGGACUCGGAUGAUCGCAGCAGUCACUCACCAUUUCCAUUUGGCGCUGUGGCAGAACCGCGAUCUGUAAGUGUUGAUGGUGAGAGUUGAGAUGGAUGCGAUGUGCUGUAAAUCAGUAGGAACUGAUCUGUCCAUGCUGGAUAUUGAUGAUUUCAACACAGAAAUCUCUCAGCUGAAGAAAAAGGUGGCGUUACUGGAGACAAAGCUGAGGUCAAGAGGAGAUAAAGGACUGAAUAGAGAGGACUCCGAGCUCAGUCUCACUUCACUCGGUUAUGUGGAGUCAAAGCCCACAGACGCUCAGGACACUACAGUGUGUGACAGUAAUCAGAGCUUACAGGAUGAUCAAACCUCCACAGAGUCUCUGGAUUCUGUCUGUAAUGCUGGAGAACAGCAGCAGAUCCUGCAGACCACACUGAAGAUGUGUUCAGUCAAACUCAUCGACUGCAGGAAUCUCAUGAUGAAGAUGAGAAGAGAAACCACUGAUGAGGAACAUCACACAGAUGAAGAUGAAGACAGUCAUGAUGAUGAGGAUUUUAUUCCUUCAGUGUUGAUGAUGAGAGAUGAGAUGGAUGCGAUGUGCUGUAAAUCAGUAGGAACUGAUCUGUCCAUGCUGGAUAUUGAUGAUUUCAUCACAGAAAUCUCUCAGCUGAAGAAAAAGGUGGCGUUACUGGAGACAAAGCUGAGGUCAAGAGGAGAUAAAGGACUGAAUAGAGAGGAUGUGGAUGUGGUUUGUUGUAAAUCUUCCACACAGGACUCCGAGCUCAGUCUCACUUUACUCGGUUAUACGGAGUCAAAGCCCACAGACGCUCAGGACACUACAGUGUGUGACAGUAAUGAGGGAUUACAGGAUGAUCAAACCUCCUCAGAGUCUCUGGAUUCUGUCUGUAACGCUGGAGAACAGCAGCAGAUCCUGCAGACAACACUGAAGAUGUGUUCAGUCAAACUCAUCGACUGCAGGAAUCUCAUGAUGAAGAUGAGAAGAGAAACCACUGAUGAGGAACAUCAAACUGAUGAAGAUGAAGACAGUCAUGAUGAUGAGGAUUUUAUUCCUUCAGAUGAGAAUAGUGAUUCAAGUUGUGAUGAAGAAACGCCCUCAACAUCAAAAGAGCGACUUGCAGCACAAACUCUUUCCUGCACCAGAUCUAAAAUCAGCUGUACUUCCUUACAAGCAAAGAAACUUUAUUCAGAAGAGCACAGAGAGAAGAAGAAGAAGAUUCACUGUAAGCGAUGUGGGAAGGUUUGUGUCUCUUCUUCUAGUCUGAAUGUUCACAUGAGGACACACAGUGGUGAAAAACCUUACUACUGCACUGAAUGUGGAAAUGACUUCCGCACCAAAGAAGCUCUUAAUGUUCAUCAGAGAAUUCACACUGGAGAAAAACCUCAUCGCUGUAGUGUUUGUGGGAAGAGUUUCAGUCAACAUGGUAAUUUAGUGAGACACCAGAGAACUCAUACAGGUAAAAAACCUCAUCGCUGUAGUGUUUGUGGGAAGAGAUUGAGUCGACGUGAUCAUUUAGUGACACACCAGAGAACUCAUACAGGUGAAAAACCUCAUUGCUGUAGUGUUUGUGGGAAGAGUUUCAGUCGACGUGAUCUUUUAGUGAAACACCAGAGAACUCAUACAGGUGAAAAACCUUACUACUGCACUGAAUGUGGAAAUGACUUUCGCACCAAACCAGCUCUUAAAGUUCAUCAGAGAAUUCACACUGGAGAGAAACCAUACGAGUGUCCUCACUGUGAGAAGAGAUUCAGCCGGACACAUAUUUUGAAGGGACAUGUGUUUAUACAUACCAAUGAGAAACCGUAUCAGUGCAGUCAAUGUGGAAAAACCUUUAGGCAAUUAAGUACACUAAAAUUACACCAGAUUAUUCACUCUGAAGAGAAAAUUCAUCAAUGUUCACAAUGUGAUAAAUGUUUUGGUUGUAGAUCUUAUCUGAAAAUUCAUGAGAGAGUUCACAAUGGAGUAAAACCUCAUUACUGUAGUGUUUGUGGGAAGAAUUUCAGUCGACGUGAUCAUUUAGGGAGACACCAGAGAACUCAUACAGGUGAAAAACCUCAUCACUGUAGUGUUUGUGGGAAGAGUUUCAGUCAACAUGGUACUUUAGUGAGACACCAGAGAACUCAUACUGGAGAAAAAUCUUAGCACUGUUCUGUUCUGUCUGUCAUGUUUUGUCGUCUGUAGUUUUUUUGUUCAUUGGUUUGUGUGUUACUUGUAGCCCUAUGUGUAUCUUGUCAUCCUCUCAGUAUAUAUAGCGCAGUGUCUCAGUUGUCUUUGUUGUAAUAUACAUUAAAUGGCACCAAUUAUCCGA
Misgurnus anguillicaudatus (oriental weatherfish) is the source of this 2703-nucleotide messenger RNA. NCBI's taxonomy places the organism in Eukaryota, Metazoa, Chordata, Actinopteri, Cypriniformes, Cobitidae. The record is from RefSeq and is a predicted model, not a curated record.